AUGUGCUUCAAUUUUUAUUUCCUGCUGUUAUGCAUUGUUACGAUUGAUUGGAUAACAACAGUUGCUGCCUCGCCCUCAAUUGUUUCGCAGUACUAUAGACCCAACCAAUUUGCUACAGAUUGUGGCAUACGACCCCCUAGAAGAGAGCCAAGAUCAGAACUGGAUAUAGAUGAUCCCAAAAGUGCACGAAAAGCUAAAAUUAUAGCCGGUGUUCAUACCAAAGAGGGACAAUUUCCUUGGCAAGCAUCUCUCGAACUGCUUCAUCCUUCGUUGGGGUUUCUUGGACAUUGGUGUGGUGCUGUACUCAUACAUCAACAUUGGAUACUCUCAGCGGCUCAUUGUGUGCACAAUGAUCUUUUCAAUCUUCCCCUACCUCCCCUAUGGACUGUAGUCCUAGGAGAAUACAAUCGAGCUGUGGAAUCAGGUUACGAACAACGCAUCCCCAUAGAAAAAAUUGUGCUGCACAAAAGCUAUCAAAAUUUCCUACAUGAUUUGGUACUAAUGAAACUUUCCAAACCCGCAAAUCUAUCCAAAAAGUCCAAUAUAAGGCGAAUAUGUCUGCCAUUUACAUUCAAUGAACCUGUCUACAAGGAAUACGAAGAUAAAGACUUAUUACAGGGUGAAGAACUAACAGACCCUUUACUAAUGGAUUUGGUAGAAAUUCCCGAGAAAAUGGAAAAUUUCCUGCGUAGCGUUCAAAGCAUGCGUAGAUAUCAGAAUUUUACCAUGCCCACCAUGAAAGAUUUAAUGGAUUUGAAAAUAGCACAGCGAUUGAGACGCAUGCAAAUGGCUGCCCAGCAAAUGGAACGAAGAAGUCGAAGUAUGAGGCGACGCAAUGAUAAGAUAAUGAAAAUUUUCAAAUAUCCCCAUAAGGAAGGCAUGUCAGAGCAGAAACAUUUUCAUCGUUACAUUGAUACGAAUCCCGACUUACCCUACAUCGAUUGUGUGGCAACGGGUUGGGGCAAGGCCAAUGUUUCGGGAGAUUUAACGGAUCUGUUGCUGAAGACAAAUGUGCCGUUGCAUAAUAAUAGGAGAUGUAAAGAGGCUUAUGGAAGCUUUGUACGCAUACAUCGGGGGCAUCUGUGCGCUGGAAAACUGAAUGGGAAAGGUGGAACCUGUGUGGGUGACUCUGGUGGUCCUCUGCAGUGUCGUCUAACAAAAACUGGUCCUUGGAUCUUGGCUGGCAUCACAUCCUUUGGCUCUGGAUGUUCUUUGGAAGGCUAUCCGGACGUGUAUACCCGAACAUCACAUUACAUGAAAUGGAUACAGGACACAAUAGCUUUUGAGUAG
Messenger RNA from Stomoxys calcitrans (stable fly), 1290 nucleotides. RefSeq names its product transmembrane protease serine 7. The coding region runs from base 1 to 1290 and encodes 429 amino acids. The transcript has 4 exons. NCBI's taxonomy places the organism in Eukaryota, Metazoa, Arthropoda, Insecta, Diptera, Muscidae. Gene Ontology annotation, biological process: proteolysis. The record is from RefSeq and is a predicted model, not a curated record. Gene Ontology annotation, molecular function: serine-type endopeptidase activity.